Molecule: messenger RNA, 1881 nt
Organism: Adineta ricciae
Lineage: Eukaryota; Metazoa; Rotifera; Eurotatoria; Adinetida; Adinetidae
Source: the annotation of a GenBank genome assembly
AUGUCCUUGACAAAACGAACACGUUUUAUACUUGUACGGAGUACACGAAAUGCCAAUGCAACGGAAGAUAACAUUGAACCAUAUCAUAUCAGUAUAUUUCGACGUUCAUCAUCUAUGCCACCACUACCAAAGCGCUCUUCAACGACUAAAUCAAAUUUUCUUCAACGAGAUCAACGACAGCAAUCAAGUGAAUCGUCUACGAUGGUUACUAAUAGAUAUCAACAGCGUGAUAAAGAGGAAAUAUCUACAAAUAAGUUCUACAAACUUAAUAUCCAAACAAUGAAAAAGAAAUCGGCAAGGAUCAGUAUGCGUUUAUCCAAUGCCUUUGGUCUAUCGGCGCAUACAGUUGACGAACAUUUUAAUUAUCAAGAACAGCGUUUUCGUGCAAUGGAAAAGUUUCUGAAAGUAUUCCUACGAAAUGUUCAUAUCGAUAUCGAAGCUUUAAGGGAAAGUAUUUUGACGCAAGUGGAUGUUGCUGAAGAUCUCGAAGAAUUAUUAGAUGAUAAAAUACCGGAUCUUUUCCAACAAUUCAUUCGUUCAAAACGCUACUUGCUUGAAAAUAUUUUCCAUGCUUUUCGGAAUCACAUUGAAUUGUACGUUAUAAAUUCAAUUGAUAUGUUAUUGAAAUUAUUUAUUCCGCCAUCGAAUCUAAUUGCUAAACGAAAUAACAAAUUAUUAGAUUACGAUAGUGCUCAAUCAGCUUACGAGAAAGUCAAAGACCAACAAUUGAAACAAGCAAAACAAGUACUCGAUCUUUCCAAACAAACCUACGAAACAUUGAAUAAUCAAUUGCUUGAAGAACUACCUAUCCUAUACGAAACGAGUUGUGAAAUAUUAUCACUCGCUACAAAGGAAUACAUUCGAGCAUAUUAUCGUUUAAUGCAACAUAUGAAUACAAAUAUUCAACUUGUUCUUAAUAAGACGGUUCCGUUAGUGACUUCGGAACAUUUAACUUGGCAGAACAUCUUAGAACGAUAUUUAACUAAGAAUGAUGCUGUUGGUGAACAGAUUUUUCAAUUGACGAUUACGGCGAAGAAUUUCUCCGAGCGAGUAAAAGGUUUAUCAACGUCGAGAGUCGGAUCCGGAGUGGCUAAUACGUACAAUUGUGAUAAAGAAACGUACAUACAAACGGACGAGAUUCGACAAUCCAUGAAGAAUCGAUACCCAGAAAAAGAUCUAUUCGUUGUCAUUCAAGGUUAUACUGGAUGUUCAAAUAAUCAAUCAACGAUGUCGCGAACUGAAUUCACCGUUCAAAAUGGUGAUCUGGUUAGUGUUGUUCAACGGUAUGAUGAAGAUCAGCCGUGGCUUGUCGAUAAUGGAAUUCUGCAAGGUUAUCUACCACGAUGUGCUCUCGUCCCGUUAGUAACAAAUGCUCAACCAGAUUCUCGUUCGAUUCCACCGCCAAUACCAGUUCGUCAUGAUCUGCGAACAGCUACGCGAGCUCCUUUACCCUUACCUCGUACGAACAUUCGUUCAAAAACUAUUCAACCUCGAAGUUCCCUAUCGAGAGAUAAUACAGGUUCUGAACCAUGUUUAAUCAAUUCUGCGCAUUACGUCGAAGAAGUCAACGAACAACUUUAUCUGAAUCAAGUUCAAGCUCGAUUCUCAACUUCAGUGAUCACUAGUGAUUGUCAUCACUAUGCUAGUAUUGAUUUAGAAGAUUCGACUACCGAUCAAACGAAUACAGAUGAACAAAUCUAUAUCGCCCUAUAUGAUUUUAAUAGUACAAGUCAUGGCGUUCUUUCUCUGUGUAUUGGCGAACGAUUGAGAAUGUUACAACGCUUUGAUGGGGACGGGAACGAAGAGUGGUGGUUUGUGGAAAAGAUUAACGAAACUAAAGAUAAAGGAUAUGUGCCUGCUAAUUACAUUCGAGCAGCCUAG